AUGGGAAAGCUGGUAAGAACUUCUACACCCCUUCUCUUCCAAUCCAAACUCCUCUGUUCUUCUCUUACCUAUCUUUUCCUCUCUCUCUUCCUCGCUUUCUACACCUCUCUCUCAUCCACCAAAUGUCGAUUCCGUUCUUCUCCUUUCGAUCCAAUCCAAUCCCCUCUCUUCAUUUACCCCCAAUCUUACGCUCACCACAAGCACCCCAUUCCCGCCAUUCAAUCCUCCUGCGAUUCCCCUGUUUUCUUCUCAGAUUAUGGGUUUGUUUUGGAUGAAAUCCGACGGAUUACGGAGUAUUCUUCGUGGGAUAAUUUGAAGGUUUUGAGGUAUAUCAAAGAGAAUGGGAAUGGUGGAAGUUUUGGUAUGAAUUACAGUAUUCAGAAAAGAAUGUCGUAUUUCGAUUAUCGAGAUGGUGGAAUUGAAAUCCCUUGUGGGUUUUUUAAGAAAUUCCCCAUUUCUGAUUCUGACAGGAUUGCGAUGGAAAGUUGCACCGGUUUGGUGGUUGUUUCGGCUAUAUUCGGAGACCAUGAUAAAAUCCGUCAACCGAAAGGGCUUGGAUUUCGAACCCUAGACCAUGCGUGUUUCUACAUGUUUGUUGACGAAAUCACUCUCAAACAAUUCCGCUAUCACAACUUACUCUCUAGAAAAACGAAGGAAAUGAGGAUUGGAGUUUGGAGGAUCGUAAAAGUUUUGAGUGGAGAAUUGUACGAAAAUCCGGCUAUGAAUGGCGUAAUCCCGAAAUACCUGGUUCAUAGGAUGUUUCCCAAUUCGAAAUAUAGCAUUUGGGUAGAUGCAAAGAUACAAUUGACAGUCGAUCCGUUACUACUGCUUUAUUCCCUUGUAAUAAAGGAAGAUGUGGAUAUGGCUAUAUCUAAACACCCAUUUUAUGUUCAUACGAUGGAAGAAGCGAUGGCGACUGCAAGAUGGAAAAAAUGGUGGGAUGUCGAUUCGUUGAGGAUACAAAUCGAGACGUAUUGUGAAAACGGGUUACAACCUUGGUCGUCAAACAAACACCCUUACCCUUCAGAUGUUCCGGAUAGUGCAAUAAUCUUGAGGAAGCAUGGGGUGGCCAGCAAUUUGUUUUCAUGUCUUUUGUUCAAUGAAUUAGAAGCAUUUAACCCAAGAGACCAAUUGGCCUUUGCAUUUGUGAGGGACCAAAUGAACCCAAGCACGAAGCUCAAUAUGUUUGAUGUCCAAGUAUUCGAACAUGUCGCAUCGGAGUAUAGACACAACAUUAAACAAGGUGGGUUUGAUCGGACCCAACCAGCUAGAACCAAGCGUGCUAGCCCUGAUUUGUCAGCUAAUGGCGUUGGUCGUACCAAAUGCGAAAGAUACUUGGCGGAAAUGUGGGGUGAAUCAGAAGAAUGACGUUUAAUUAGUCGAUGGAUGGUGGCAGGAGGUCGUGGCUAGCGGGGUAUAAUUGGUUGCUAGUUUUUGGUUAAAAUGUGUAUAAUUUUUGCUAGUUUCAACGGCCUUUGGUUGGAUCGACAUUGUAUCUUUCUUAUAUAGAGGAAAUUGUCUUCGGGAUA
Cynara cardunculus var. scolymus (artichoke) is the source of this 1529-nucleotide messenger RNA. RefSeq lists its product as uncharacterized. Bases 1 to 1368 code for a protein of 455 amino acids. The transcript has 4 exons. Lineage: Eukaryota; Viridiplantae; Streptophyta; Magnoliopsida; Asterales; Asteraceae. The record is from RefSeq and is a predicted model, not a curated record.